This is a messenger RNA of Quercus lobata, 931 nucleotides long. RefSeq lists its product as uncharacterized. The transcript is spliced from 2 exons. The record is from RefSeq and is a predicted model, not a curated record. Gene Ontology annotation, molecular function: DNA binding. NCBI's taxonomy places the organism in Eukaryota, Viridiplantae, Streptophyta, Magnoliopsida, Fagales, Fagaceae. Bases 65 to 931 code for a protein of 288 amino acids.
UAUCAUUAAUUUAUUUAGUUAAUAGUUAUUAUUUGUAGGUUAAAUUGAAUCUAUUGAAUUUACAAUGGACGAAGUUAAUAGCACAGAAAGUUCACAAGAAGUGUCAAAUGCUGAAUCCCCUCUUUGGCAGUAUGUGACUAAAGUAGAAAAACCAGCUGGUGCAUCUGUGAAAUCUGGUGGAAACACAUAUUUUAAGUGCAACUAUUGUGAUAAUGUUUUUAUGGGAUCCUAUUCUAGGGUUAAGGCUCAUUUAUUACAAAUUUCUGGCAAAGGUAUUAGAGCAUGUCGUAAUGUGUCAAAGAGCCAUAGGUUGGAAAUGCAGCGAAUGCAUGAUCAAGUUGAGGCUAAUAAGUUAGAGCAAGAACAGAGAAGUCAUAUUCCCUUACCCCCACCUCCCCCAGGCCGUGGGAUACCUAUUUCCCCAUUUCGGAGACAAGAAGGGAGUGAUAGUAGUCAUAGUACAAAUCCGGGUGAUGCUAAGAGGAGGAAGGUGACUAUGAAUACUACUUUGGAGAAAGCAUUUCAGAAUAAUGCUAGACAUGAUUUAGAUAGUAGAAUUGCUAGGAUGUUUUACACCGGUGGGCUUCCGUUUAACUUUGCAAGGAACCCACAUUAUCGUAGUUCCUAUGCAUUUGCUGCUACUCAUAGCAUUCCGUGUUAUCUUCCUCCUGGAUACAAUGCUUUGAGAACAACACUUUUGCAAAAGGAAAGAGCUCAUGUUGAAAGACUCUUGAAACCAAUUAAGGACUCUUGGCUUGAAAAUGGUGUAAGUAUAGUUUCUAAUGGAUGGUCAGAUCCACAAAGGAGGCCUCUUAUUAAUGUUAUGGCUGUAUCAGAUGGGGGUCCAGUGUUUAUAAAGGCAAUUGAUGGGUCAGGUGAGUUCAAAGAUAAGCAUUACAUUGCUGGGGUGUUGAAGGAUGCUAUAAAAUAG